Messenger RNA from Lolium rigidum, 3496 nucleotides. RefSeq lists its product as uncharacterized. The transcript has 3 exons. The record is from RefSeq and is a predicted model, not a curated record. Lineage: Eukaryota; Viridiplantae; Streptophyta; Magnoliopsida; Poales; Poaceae. Bases 1299 to 3401 code for a protein of 700 amino acids.
AUAGUGGUGAGAUCGAUCGCCCGUCUUUCCUUGGGCAGUGCCGGUCUGGCCUUGGAUAGUGCAUCCAUGAAGAUUGCCCAUGAGCUCUCUCUGUCGGCCAAGGGCUGCACACGGCAAGCUGAGAGCAAGGCAAUUCGACUGCUGGUCGCUUCCUGGCAAGGCAUUAUGGGGGCCCACAACGUCAGCAUACCAGCCAUCGAUUUUCCAGACAUCAUCAAAUACUAUGAGGUAUCGUUUCCCCUUGAGCUUCUCAUGGACAGCUGAUUCCAGGUCUCCUAGACUAGUACCACCACCAUCAAUUGACAAUACGAUCUCCUCUUCGAGGCCGAGAGCCAUAAGUAUGCUCUGCAAGACUUCCUUGCGCACGUCCUUCGCGGCGCAAGCAGUGCGUGAAAGGCACACCCAGAUUCUGGGGAAGUAGCGUCCCCUAGCCUGUUGGCUGUUGAACACGAGCUGCGCUAGUGCAGUCUUUCCGAUGCCACCCAUGCCAACGAUGCCGACACCGGUAAGUCGUCCUGGGCUGCAGUUCCUGAACGCCUUCUGCUCUAGCUCCGACAACUGUUGGUCGAACCCAUGGAUCAUGCUCUGCUCAGGCCAAGAAGUAGUCCAACGGCUGAACCCGGUGGUGCUGCUGUCCUCCUGCAAGGCUGCGGCAUCACCGUUGGGAUCGUGCUGUACGCACUGCAGGACUCUGCGUUUCGCGGCAACCACCCUUUUCUUCACCUUGUUGGAGUUCCAGGCUUUGGACAGGGAGAAGCAGCUGGAGGUAUUUGUCUGGUCGAUGAGCAUGCGGCACUGGGACAGCAGAUUAUUGAGUUCGUACAUGCACUCUCGGAGCUCAUCGGCGUUGCUGGAAGAAAUGGUCGCCUUCUCCAACUCAGCCCUCAUGUCGCAAAAAUAGGUGCUGAAAGGGAGCUCCGAGGCUCCCUCCUCUGCCAGGCCAUCAAUGAACUUUCUAACCAGAAACUGCACUACCACAGCCAUCGAUUCCUUCGGCCUUUCUAACCAGAAAUUGCUUUGAGUAGGUAGUUUGAUGGACGAAUUUCAGUAGUUGCUGGAUUCAGGAUAAUGCAUAAAGGGGAGGAGCUAACUGAACCACUAGUCACUGCACACAUUUAGUGCAAGAGAGUGACGGCCCUUGACUUUAGUGCAAACUUUGGCGUCUGGUUUCUUCAUUGUUAGGCGAUAUUCCAGACGCGUAAAGGCCCCCAUCUUAAUAAUCAAGAAUAAGGCAUGACGCGUGAGGUUGACCCCAUGGAAGACCACAAGUCAAGUCUUCUCAUGAGGACUAGGAUAUUAUGAUUCUACAGAAGUGUGAGCCACCGGAGUGGAGGGCAGAGAUGGAGGGAAACGGCAUGAACACACACUCUAUGGGAGGCCUACUGGCUGUGUGGAACGAGUGGGAAAUCCGCGUGCUUGUGCUCACCAGCCUCGCGCUGCAGGUGUUCCUUCUAUUCUCCGCCGGCAUCCGGAAGCGCAACGUCUCCGCCUUACUCGGGGUGCUCCUCUGGCUGGCCUACCUGCUGGCAGACUCCAUCGCCAUCUACGCCCUUGGGUACCUAUCCCAGACGCACAUGUCCAAAGGCGCCAGUGACCCACAGUUCUUCAACCGCAACCACAGAAUCCAAGUAUUCUGGGCGCCAUUCCUCCUCCUUCACCUUGGUGGCCAGGACACCAUCACUGCAUUCUCCAUCGAAGACAAUGAACUCUGGAAGCGUCACCUGCUCAGCCUGCUGUCGCAGGUUGCGCUUGCUGUGUACGUCUUCUCCAAGUCACGCCCUGGUGCCGAUACCCUAUACCCGGCCGUGUUCAUGUUCUUGAGUGGCAUUCUUAAGUACGGCGAGAGGACAUGGGCGCUAAAGUGCGCGAGCAUGGACAACUUGCGGAGCAGCAUGGUCACAACGCCAGACCCAGGCCCCAACUACGCCAAGUUCAUGGAGGAGUACCGCUUCACACGUGAGGCAGGGCUCCAAGCAGAGAUUGUCAUUGAACCGGAGCGGAGAACUGGAGUCACCACUGCGGCCAUUGCAGAGGAGACCGUGCCUUACGCCACGGUGAUCACCGAGGCGCUCUGCUUCUUUGUGACCUUUAAGCGCCUAUUUGUGAACCUCAUCCUCAGUUUCCAAGACCGUACCGGGAGCCAGGCCACGUUUCUGCGGCUGACGCCAGAACAGGCAUACAAGAUCAUCGAGAUCGAGCUGUCUCUCAUGUAUGACACCCUGCAUUCCAAGGCAGCCGUGAUACACACCUGGUAUGGCCGCCUGUUCCGCUGUUUCACGCUCGUCUCGACAACAACAGCAUGUGUCCUCUUCAAUGUUCUGCACAAGGGUCCCGGGGGCAUCGAUGUCACCAUCACCAAUCUUUUAUUUGGAGGAGCGCUUUGCUUAGAGCUUUCUGCUAUUGGUAUGAUGCUUGUAUCUUACUGGACAUACGCUGCUCUGGAAGGUUCCAUCUGCCAUUCGCUAAGCCAUCUGAUACUCCGGUGCUUAAAGUAUUUCCGGCCAGAAAGCAGGGCGAGGUGGUCUAAUUCGAUGGCGCAACACAAUCUCAUCAGCUUUUGCCUCCAGGACAGACCAACAUUGGUCACCAAGAUUCUGAAGCUGCUCGGGCUCAAAGGACACUGGGACAGUUGGCUGUACAUCUGGCACAUAGACGUGUCAUCCGAGCUGAAAACCUUGGUGUUCAGGGAGCUGAAAGAUAAGGCGGUCAGCAUCGUCGACACCGAGAGUUACCGCAAGUUCAGCAACCACAGGGGCCAGUGGGCACUCCAGUGCAAGGGCUACUACAAGGAGCUGGGCUGGAGCGUCGAGGUGGAGUUCGACGAGAGCAUUCUUCUUUGGCACAUCGCCACGGACCUCUGCCUCUACUCCGACGACAGCAGCGAUGACGCCAAGCUCUCUGAGUAUGUCAGCAUCAGCAGAGCUGUGUCAAAUUACAUGCUUUUCCUGCUCGUGGCCCGCCCGUUCAUGCUGACAGCCGGCAUCGGACAGAUCAGGUUCGGAGAUACCUGUGCGGAGGCCAAGAACUUCUUCGCAAGGGAGAUGACUCCACCGGACGAGCGUUCCGCGGCAAUGAUGGUCCUCGAGGUGAACGCGGAGAUCGCACCGAGGGACGUGAAGGGGGACAGGAGCAAGUCCGUGCUGUUCGAUGCGUGCCGGCUGGCCAAGUCGCUGCUGGAGCUGCAGCCCGGCAAGAGGUGGCGGCUUAUUCGCGUGGUGUGGGUGGAGAUGCUAUGCUACGCCGCGAGCAAUUGCCGUAGCAACUUCCACGCCAAACAGCUGAGCAACGGCGGUGAGCUGCUCACCAUCGUCUGGUUCUUGAUGACGCAUCUGGGGAUGGGCGAGCAGUACAGGAUAGAGUCUGGACAUGCAAGAGCUAAACUAAUUGUUGAGAAGAACUGAGAUUGUACUGUCGCCAAGCGGUGGUGUGCUUGGUAAUCUGUACUGUCAAAAUUCUACAAUUUUUUCUCUGGUUAGCUUCUAGAAAUAGUAUCCUC